Sphaerodactylus townsendi is the source of this 4038-nucleotide messenger RNA. RefSeq names its product asparagine synthetase (glutamine-hydrolyzing) (gene ASNS). The transcript is spliced from 12 exons. Gene Ontology annotation, cellular component: cytosol. Lineage: Eukaryota; Metazoa; Chordata; Lepidosauria; Squamata; Sphaerodactylidae. Gene Ontology annotation, molecular function: asparagine synthase (glutamine-hydrolyzing) activity. Bases 240 to 1925 code for a protein of 561 amino acids. The record is from RefSeq and is a predicted model, not a curated record.
CUGAGGCGAGGCUGGGCCGGGUUUGCAACGGAGGCGGCUGGUUUCCGCUUUUUUUUUUCUUUUUUGCUUAGCCUCGGCGAGCGGCACGAGGUUAAUGUGCAGAGGCAGCCGAUCUGCGAUCCCAUCUGGACUGCAAAGGUAGCGUUGCCUAGUGGGAGAGCCUGCGCCGAGCGGAGGUGACAAUGCAGAGGGAGCGCUUAGAGGCAUGGCGAUGCCGCCAGCAUUAAGUAGAAAUCACCAUGUGUGGCAUCUGGGCCCUUUUUGGAAGUGACGAAUGCCUCUCAGUUCAGUGUCUCAGUGCUAUGAAAAUAGGCCACCGAGGCCCAGAUGCUUUUCGUUUUGAAAACGUCAAUGGAUUUACGAACUGCUGUUUUGGUUUCCAUCGUUUGGCGAUUGUUGACCAGCUAUAUGGAAUGCAACCUCUACGAGUGAAGAAGUUUCCCUACUUGUGGCUGUGUUACAAUGGAGAAAUCUACAAUUACACACAGUUGCAAAAACAGCUUGGAUUUGAUUACCAGACUUUGGUAGAUGGAGAGGUAAUCCUUCAUCUUUACAACAGAGGAGGAAUAGAGCAGACGGCCUCCUUGCUCGAUGGCGUGUUUGCCUUCAUUUUGCUGGACACGGCAAACAGGAAAGUCUUCCUGGGAAGAGAUACGUAUGGAGUCAGACCCCUUUUUAAGGUCUUGACUGAUGAUGGAUUCCUUGGUGUCUGCUCUGAGGCAAAAGGUCUUAUCAGCUUGAAGCACUCGAUGUCUUUUCCUCCAAAAGUCGACCCUUUCCUUCCAGGACACUAUGAAGUGUUGGAUCUAAAAGCAAAUGGCAAAGUUGGAUCAGUGGAACUGGUAAAAUUCCAUGGCCCUAAAGAUAAACCUCUACAUGCUAAUUAUGACACACUACAAAAUCUAUCCUCAGGUUUUGAUAUUGAAACAGUGAAAAGCAACAUUCGUAUUUUGUUUGAAAAUGCUGUUAGGAAACGGUUGAUGUCACACAGAAGGAUUGGUUGUCUCUUAUCAGGUGGUUUGGAUUCCAGCUUGGUCGCUGCGGUGCUUCUUAAGUUGAUGAAAGAAGCUGACUUUCCCUACCCUUUGCAGACUUUUGCUAUCGGAAUGGAAGAUAGUCCUGACCUUAUGGCUGCUAGAAAGGUAGCGGCUCACAUUGGCAGUGAACACCAUGAGGUCAGUUUUAAUUCGGAAGAAGGGAUCCAGGCACUAGAAGAUGUUAUACUUUGCUUGGAAACAUAUGACAUCACAACCAUACGAGCUUCAGUAGGUAUGUAUUUGGUCUCCAAAUACAUUCGAAAGAACACAGACAGUGUGGUAAUUUUUUCGGGGGAGGGGUCAGAUGAGCUGACCCAAGGCUAUAUUUACUUUCAUAAGGCACCCACACCUGAAGAUGCCAUGGAGGAAAGUGAGAGGCUCCUCAAAGAACUCUAUCUUUUUGAUGUUCUUCGAGCCGACAGAACAACUGCUGCCCACGGCCUUGAACUGAGAGUUCCAUUUUUGGAUCACCGGUUUACUUCUUAUUACCUUUCUUUGCCUGCAGAACUCAGAAUACCAAAGAAUGGAAUUGAAAAGCAUCUCUUGAGAGAGGCCUUUCAAGAUACAAACUUAUUGCCAAAGGAAAUUCUCUGGAGACCCAAAGAAGCCUUCAGUGAUGGAUUAACCUCUGUCAAGAAAUCCUGGUUCUCAAUGCUCCAAGACUAUAUUGAUCUUCAGGUUGAGGAGAGUCUGUUGGAGAAGGCGGUGGCGAAGUUUCCAUUCAAUCCUCCUAGAACAAAAGAAGGUUAUUACUACCGCCAGAUUUUUGAGAAGCAUUACCCGGGACGUUCUGAUUGGCUCCCUCACUACUGGAUGCCAAGAUGGAUCAAAGCCACAGAUCCAUCUGCUCGUACUUUACAGCAUUACAAAUCGGCUCCAAAAGAAUAAACUUCCCAAUGUUUCUCCUUGUAAGCGGCUUGUUACCAUGUGGUUCUUUGAGACCCCAGAAGGGACAGCAAGCAAACAAUUUGUUAAAGAAUAAAUAUUCUAAUCCUUUCAGAUGAAGGGGGACUUUCAUGUGGAUUUAAAAGCACUGUUGAAACCAGGGUUUCUAUUUUACUGCAGCUGGACUUUUGUGCAAACUAGUAAACUGCAGUUUAGGGCCUGAAAUUAUGAAAGCCCUCUAAAUACAAAACUAUUACUAAAAUUAUUAAAUUAUUAUGGGGUGGGGGAGAGUAAUGUUAUGGGUUCUGUUAAACUAAACAUACUAUAGGGCCUCAGCAUGUCUUAAAACAGUCCUAUAUUCUACUUAAUCUCAGUGUAGUCUUUAAAAACCCCAUUAAAAUCCAUGGCAUUGCUCAGUGCUAUUGAUCUGGAAUUUUGGCUACUAUCUAGUCUACAGGGAGUGUUUCAAAUCACAGUGAAACAUUAACAGGGGAUUUAAUCAGUCUAAGGAAAUUAUCCUAAGUCUGCUCCAAAUCCUACUCUAUUUAUUCAGUGGGAUUUAAUUUACAAAGAAGCAUUGUUAGGAUCGCAUGGUAAUUGUGUGAGACUGCAGCCUUUAAGUGCAAUUUCCCAACUAUCACUGUGCCUGCUGGAUGCUAGUGACCCUCCGUAGCAGUUCUGCUGUUUCUCAUAGUUGUCUGUUGUCUGUAACCUGUUCUUCUCAUUGUUAAUGCAAGACACUUGUAAGUUGAUAAACCAAGUACUGUUUUUACUAUAGAAGCUGGGAGCUUCUAUGUCUUGAGUGUUUGGACAUAAUAUACCGUAAUUGUAUUGAGCCCCUGAGCCCCAGCAUUGCCCAGGGUGCCCCUCCCCAGGGUCCGAAGGCCAUCCCCUGGCCUUAGGGCAUCUGGGUGCUUUCCCAAGGCUAACGGGUCCUGAAUUGGGCCGUAGCUACAUGGGGGCAUCCUCCUCAGUCGAAUAUGCCCUCACUCUUUUUAUUGUCUCCUCCCAGUUUGGGCUCCUCCCAGUUUGGGCUCCUUCCCCUAGCUCUGCCCGCAGAGCCUUUAAGCCCCCUCAUCCAGCCCACUUGCCCCUCCUCUUCCUUCCUAGCCAGGCUGGGUCCUGCCUCUUCCCUGUUACUUCUGCAAGGGGCAGAGGCCUCAGUUGGGCUUCUGGGUCUGCUCCUGGCCGCUUGCUGAAGGUCUGGGCUUCUAGUACAUCUUUGGACCAUGCCUGGACAUGACUUGACCUGCCUCCCAAGUUUUUUCUAUUGUUGUUAGGUCUUUGGCCCAGGGCAGGAUUCCUCCCUGCGAGCUGCCUUGUCUUGCAGGGUCUGCCUUCUACGACCACCUGCCACCCUGUGCACCCCUGGGACCUAGGAAAGUCUCUUGGAGCUUCUCCUGAUCAGGGCAGGGGACUGGGGGCAUGGUCCCAGACCAAAUUUGCUUAGUUGUUUGGGUGAGGACAUUUCAGUUGGUACAAUGUUUCUUGCAAAAAAGCACUAGCAUAAUGGAAUUCCCUGUUUCCACUGUUAACGGUUCAGGAUCUCUCUUUUUAACUGUGUUUGGUCAUUGUUCACGUUCCCAGAUGUUGUCCUUCCCAAGUCUUUUUUGCAUUAAGACCCAUUGGCGAUGCGCCUGGAACAGGAUCUUGUGUUUCAAGAACAACUGAAUAUGUUUUGAUGAAAAGCCUAUCCUUUAGAAAUGACUACUGUAAUUGUACCUGUACAUUAUUGGAAGACUUGCCAAUUUUAGCAAUGAACACACAUACAAUCCAUGUAUAGUGUACACUUUUUCUUUUUGGUAUGUGCAUUGAAUAAUUCUCAGGUUACAUUCAAGACAUGUACAGAUGAAUGUGUGAUUAAAACUGCGCAAUUAUCCAGGAAUUGGUCCCCAGGUUUCAUUUGCAAAGUGAAUGUAGGUUGGGUAUUUCUUACAGACUGAUGUAUGCCCAUACUUGCAGCUUGUACAAGCUUGUAAUGUGAACAGGUUAUAGAGGUCCAUAUGGUUGUGGAGGUACUAUAUAUUUUAAGAGGUUUAAGAUGUUUUCAGUCUUGAAUUAUAAUUUAGAAAAUUAACUAUACCAUGUUUUAAUAAAAUAACCAGAGAGCCUGAAA